AUGGCUUCUCGACCACCCAAUUUUCUCCGCAAUCUCCGUCUCCAAGCAGCUCGAAACACUAAACCGCGUGCGUCGCAACGAAAUAUUUCCACCCCCGCUCCCCCACAGCCACCAAAGCUGUCACAGUCGAGCCCUAGUGAUGCUCGAUCUCGCCUGCGCCGGCUCAACGACCGCCUCCCUCGGUUUCUUCGCGCAUAUACCACACCCUUACUUGGGGCGCCGGUCACCCAUAUCACAUCAUUCCUAAUGCUUCACGAACUCACUGCUAUUGUUCCACUAUUCGGGCUAGCUGGCGCAUUUCAUUAUGGUGCCUGGAUGCCGGAUCUUGCAUCGCAGACAGGCGAGACCAAUGCCUUCGACGAAGGAGCGGCGCGUUUCGGCCGCUGGCUGAGAAAGAAAGGUUGGGUAAAUGAGGCCGAUGUGAAAACCGUUGCGGAGCAUGAAACCACCGGAAGUAAGGCAGUGGACCGAGCAGGUGUUCAAUUGGUGCUGGAAUUUGCUACGGCCUAUGCGAUCACAAAAGCUCUGUUGCCAGCCCGGUUGGCAGCGAGUGUUUGGGCCACACCGUGGUUUGCAAGUUCGGUCUUCACACCGACAGCAAAUCUAGCCAGGCGACUCUUCAGACGAGGAUGA
This is a messenger RNA of Penicillium digitatum Pd1, 633 nucleotides long. RefSeq lists its product as uncharacterized. NCBI's taxonomy places the organism in Eukaryota, Fungi, Ascomycota, Eurotiomycetes, Eurotiales, Aspergillaceae. Gene Ontology annotation, cellular component: mitochondrion. The record is from RefSeq and is a predicted model, not a curated record.